This is a messenger RNA of Sphaeramia orbicularis (orbiculate cardinalfish), 8756 nucleotides long. RefSeq names its product inositol 1,4,5-trisphosphate receptor, type 3 (gene itpr3). Gene Ontology annotation, molecular function: inositol 1,4,5 trisphosphate binding; inositol 1,4,5-trisphosphate-gated calcium channel activity. The record is from RefSeq and is a predicted model, not a curated record. The coding region runs from base 288 to 8363 and encodes 2691 amino acids. Gene Ontology annotation, biological process: calcium ion transmembrane transport. Gene Ontology annotation, cellular component: membrane; endoplasmic reticulum. The transcript is spliced from 60 exons. Lineage: Eukaryota; Metazoa; Chordata; Actinopteri; Kurtiformes; Apogonidae.
CCACCGGUGCGUUCGGAGCGCGCGCACGGCAUCGUCCCGCACAGAGGCGCGUGCCGGAGUCAGAGGGAGGACCGGGAACCUGUGAGUCCGGCUCUCACUGACCCCGGACCCGGACACGGUGCUGACUGAAGCGGUCCGGACUCUGAGGACCCGGUUCUAGACUCGGUGUGUGCGCACUGACUGAAGCGGCUCUGCCUCACACACCACCCGGAUCACAGUCCACACCCGGACCCGGACCCGGACCCCCUCAGCCGCGGACCCCCUGAGGACCCAGGACCGGCCCAAGGAUGUCGGACUCCGCAUCCAGUUUCCUCCACAUCGGGGACAUAGUGUCUCUGUACGCGGAGGGUUCAGUCAACGGCUUCAUCAGCACCCUGGGGUUGGUGGAUGAUCGCUGUGUGGUGGAACCGGCUGCUGGAGACCUGGACAAUCCUCCAAAGAAGUUCAGAGAUUGCCUGUUCAAGGUGUGUCCGAUGAGCCGCUACUCUGCUCAGAAACAGUUCUGGAAGGCCAAACAGGCCAAACACGAGAAGGACAAGAUCGCUGACGUGGUUCUGCUGCAGAAGCUCCAGCAUGCGUCGAAUCUGGAGCAGAAACAGAACGAGACAGAAAACAAGAAAGUCCAUGGAGACGUGGUCAAAUAUGGGACAGUCAUACAGUUGCUCCACAUGAAGAGCAAUAAAUACCUGACGGUCAACAAACGGCUUCCUGCUCUGUUGGAGAAGAACGCCAUGAGGGUAACGCUGGACGGGACGGGCAACGAAGGCUCCUGGCUCUUCAUCCAGCCCUUCUGGAAACUCAGAGCCAACGGGGACAACGUGGUGGUUGGAGACAAAGUGAUCCUGAACCCAGUGAAUGCUGGUCAACCGCUGCACGCCUCCAACUACGAGUUGACCGACCACCCAGGAUGUAAAGAGGUGAACUCUGUCAACUGCAACACCAGCUGGAAGAUCAACCUGUUCAUGAUGUUCAGCGACCACAGGGAGGAGGUCCUCAAAGGAGGAGACGUGGUGCGUCUGUUUCACGCUGAGCAGGAGAAGUUUCUGACGUGUGACGAGUACAAAAGCAAACUGCACGUUUUCCUGCGAACGACGCUGCGACAGUCGGCCACGUCUGCCACCAGCUCCAAUGCAUUAUGGGAGGUCGAGGUUGUCCAUCAUGACCCGUGUCGCGGGGGGGCGGGGCACUGGAACAGCCUGUACCGCUUCAAACACCUGGCCACAGGAAACUACCUGGCUGCUGAGGAGAACCCUGGUUACAAAGGAGACAACGUGGAUCUGUCCUCAUCGAUGGACGGUAGCCGUAGUAACAAGCGUUCCCAUGGUGAGAGGAUCAAGUACAAGCUGGUGGCGGUGCCUCAUGGGAACGACAUUGCGUCUCUGUUCGAGCUGGACCCGACCACGCUGCAGAAAACCGACUCCUUCGUCCCACGGAACUCGUAUGUCCGGCUCAGACACCUGUGCACCAACACCUGGAUCCAGAGCACCAACGUCCCCAUCGACAUCGACGAGGAGAGACCCAUCAGGCUCAUGUUGGGGACCUGUCCCACUAAAGAGGACAAGGAGGCCUUCGCCAUCGUCUCUGUCCCAGUGAUGGAGAUCCGAGACCUGGACUUCGCUAAUGACGCCAGCGCCAUGUUGAGCACCGUGGUGGACCAGUUUAACCAGGGCUUCAUCAGCCAGAACGACCGGCGGUUUGCCAUCAAGCUGCUGGAGGACGUGGUCUUCUUCGUGGCUGACGUCACCAACAGCGGUCAGCUGGUUCUGGACGUGGUCAUGACCAAAGCCAACCGAGAGAGACAGAAACUGAUGAGAGAACAGAACAUCCUCAAACAGAUUUUUGGGAUCCUGAAGGCCCCCUUUAAGGACCGCGGUGGAGGGGAGGGGCCUCUGCUGUGUUUGGAGGAACUGGCCGACCAGAAGAACGCCCCCUACCAGUACAUGCUCCGCCUCUGCUACCGAGUCCUCCGACACUCGCAGGAGGACUACCGCAAGAACCAGGAGCACAUCGCCAAGCAGUUCGGCGUCAUGCAGAGUCAGAUCGGUUACGACAUCCUGGCCGAGGACACCAUCACCGCGCUGCUGCACAACAACCGCAAACUGUUGGAGAAACACAUCACCAAGACCGAGGUGGAGACGUUCGUCAGCCUGGUCCGCAAGAACCGAGAGCCCAGGUUCCUGGACUAUCUGUCAGACCUGUGUGUCUCCAACAACGUGGCCAUCCCUGUCACUCAGGAGCUCAUCUGUAAAUGUGUCCUGGACCCCAAGAACCAGGACAUCCUCAUCAAGACAGAACGUCGCAUCCCCAAAGAGGCGCCCCCUGGGGUUGGACCAGGAGAAUACAUGGACGACUACGGAGACGAUGACGAGGUGUGGCUGGUCUGGACGGACAAAACCAAUGAGAGGCAGGAGAAAAGCAUCAGGCAGUUGGCUCAGGAGGCUCGACAGGGCAACGCCCACGACGAGAACGUCCUCACCUACUACAGGUACCAGCUGAAGCUCUUCGCUCGGAUGUGUCUGGACCGUCAGUAUCUGGCCAUCGAUGAGAUCUCCAAACAGCUGGACAUCGAGCUCAUCUUCCUGUGCAUGAUGGACGAGACGCUGCCCUUUGACCUGCGGGCAUCCUUCUGCCGCCUCAUGCUCCACGCCCACGUGGACCGAGACCCUCAAGAGCUGGUGACGCCCGUCAAGUUCGCCCGCCUGUGGACGGAGAUCCCCACCUCCAUCACUAUCAAAGAUUACGACUCCAACAUGGAUGACAGCAGAGACAACAAGAAGAACCGUUUCUCCAACACCAUGGCCUUCAUGGAGGAGUAUCUCAACAACGUCCUGAACGAGGAACUGCCGUUUCACAACGAGGAGAAAAACAAGCUGACGUAUGAGGUGGUGAGUCUGGCGCGUCAUCUCAUCUACUUCGGUUUCUACAGUUUCUUUGAGCUGUUGCGACUCACCCGGACGCUGUUGGGCAUCAUCGACUGCAGACCCAAUCCGGGUCACGCGGGACUCCUGUUCCACGAUGACGGAUCAGGUAAGAACGUGAAGCGCUCCAUCCACGGCAUGGGUCAGAUGAUGUCCACCAUGGUCCUCAACAGGAAGCAGUCCUUAUUUGGAGGUCCAGGAGCCAGAGGGGCAGGGCUGGGGGCGGGGCUCGUGCUGGAGGGACAGAGGGGAAGUAAAGACAGCAUAGAGAAGAUGGACCUGACAGUGAUGGACACCAAGCUGAAGAUCCUGGAGAUCCUUCAGUUCAUCCUCAACGUCCGUCUGGACUACCGCCUGUCCUUCCUGCUGUCCGUCUUCAAGAAGGAGUUUGUGGACGUUUACCCCAUGGCCGACGCUGACGCCACCACCAACAUGGAGCAAGCAGCCUCCAUUAACCUGCUGCACAUCGGAGAACAGGCCGAGGCCAUGUUCGGGGUCGGUAAAGGCAACAGUAUCCUGGAGGUGGACGACGAAGGGGGACGGAUGUUCCUGCGGGUCCUGACCCACCUGACCAUGCACGACUACGCCCCCCUGGUGUCCGGAGCCCUGCAGCUGCUGUUCAGACACUUCAGCCAGAGACAGGAAGUACUGCAGACCUUCAAACAGGUCCAGCUGCUGAUCUCGGCUCAGGAUGUGGAGAACUACAAGCUGAUCAAAGCGGAUUUGGAUCGGCUCCGGACCCUGGUGGAGAAGUCUGAGCUGUGGGUGGAGAAGAAAGGCUCUGGAGGAGGAGAUGGGAAGAAGGACAAGAAAGACAAGAAGGACAAGACUGAGGGGGCGUCGGAGGAAGCGACGCCGAAGAAGGACAAACUGGAGAAGAGCAACGAGAACUACCAGAAGGUCAAAGAGAUCCUGGAGCGGCUCAAUAAAAUGUGCAGCAGUGGCGUCUGGAAGAAACAGCAGCGUCUGCUGAAGAACAUGGGAGCUCAUAAAGUCAUGUUGGACCUUCUGCAGGUGUCCUACGACCAGAACGAUGUGAAGAUGCAGGAGAUCAUCAGAUACACUCACCUGUUCCUGCAGAAGUUCUGUAUGGGGAACCAGGAGAACCAGGCGCUGCUGCACAAGAACCUCAACCUGUUCCUCAACCCUGGGCUGUUGGAGGCGGAGACUGUGCAGCACAUCUUCAGUAACAACUACCAGCUGUGCACCGAGAUCUCCGAGAGCGUCCUCCAACACUUCAUCCACUGCCUGGCCACCCACGGACGCCACGUCCAGUACCUCAACUUCCUGCACACCAUCAUCAAGGCCGAGGGCAAGUACGUCAAGAAGUGUCAGGACAUGAUCAUGACCGAGUUGACCAAUGCCGGCGAGGACGUGGUGGUCUUCUACAACGACAAGGCGUCCUUCAACGUGAUGUUGGAUCUGAUGGCGGAGAGUCGGGAAGGGGUGAGCGAGAACAGCCCCCUGAGGUAUCACAUCUCUCUGGUGGAACUGUUGGCGGCCUGUGCUGAAGGGAAGAACGUCUACACUGAGAUUAAAUGUACGUCUCUGCUUCCUCUGGAGGACGUGGUCCGAGUGGUGACGCAUGAGGACUGCAUCACAGAGGUCAAAGUUGCCUAUGUGAACUUCGUUAACCACUGCUACGUGGACACUGAGGUGGAGAUGAAGGAGAUCUACACGUCCAACCACAUCUGGAAGCUGUUCGAGGACUUCACAGUGGACAUGGCCCGGGUGUGCAACAAACGGGACAAACGUCUGUCCGACCCCGUCCUGGAGAAGUACAUCAUCAACGUGGUGUUCGACACCAUCAACGCCUUCUUCAGCUCACCAUUCUCCGAGAACAGCACCUCCCUACAGACUCAUCACACCAUCGUCACUCAGCUGUUGCAGUCGUCUGUUCGUCUGUUGGACUGUCCAUGGCUUCAGCAGCAGCACAGAGGACAAGUGGAGGCCUGCAUCCGAACACUGGCACUGACAGCCAAGAGCCGGUCCAUCUCCGUCCCUCUGGACCUGGAGGCCCAGAUCAGCUCUAUGUUGUCCACGUCAGCCCUGAACUCACUGUCCCGGUCCAACCCCAACUACAAGUCCUCCACUCGGUCCUCCAGACCCAUCGCCUCCAGCAACCCCUGGGACUACAAGAACAUCAUCGAGAAACUGCAGGACAUCAUCAACACUCUGGAGGAACGUCUGAAGCCUCUGGUCAACGCCGAACUGUCAGUUCUGGUCGACGUCUUGCAUCAGCCUGAGCUUCUGUUUCUGGAAGGAACCGACGCCCGUCAGCGCUGCGAGUCCGGAGGGUUCAUCUCCAAGCUGAUCCAACACACCAAGGCCCUGAUGUCCGCUGAGGAGAAGCUCUGCAUUAAAGUGUUGAGGACUUUACAGGAGAUGCUGAUCCGGACUCUGGACUUCGAUGAAAAGGGCAUUUCACUGCGGAAGGUUCUACUGCAGAACUACCUGUUCCCAAACAAGAAGAACAACCCCAAGACUGACCUGGCCGAGCUCGGCGCCAUAGGAGGUGAGCAGGAGCGUGACUGGGCGGCGGUGGCGUCCAUUCAGUGUCGACUGGACCGAGAAGGAGGAACCAAACUGUUCACAGACCUGGUCAUGAGCACCAAGAACGACAAGAUCUUCCAGGAGAGCAUCCAGCUGGCAAUCUGUCUGCUGGAGGGGGGCAACACCGAGAUCCAGAACUCCUUCUAUAAACUGAUGAUGGGAGACAACAAGUCAGAGAAGUUCUUCAAGGUUCUUCACGACAGGAUGAAAGAAGCACAGACAGACAUUAAAGCUACGGUGUCCGUGAACGUCGGAGAGAUGUCGCACAAGGCCAACGAGAAGGAGCUGGAGAGCGGUGCUUCUGCUACACUUGUGCUUCCUGGUGCAGGAGGUCACCCACUGUUGGUCCAGGGUCAGACCAUCGCCCCGGUAACAGGAGCCUCCGCCCUCCCAGUCCAGCCGGUGGUGGAGCAAAAGGAGGUGGAGACGGAGAUGGGACCGGCCGUCACCAUCAUGAAACCCAUCCUCCGCUUCCUCCAGCUGCUCUGUGAGAACCACAACCAGGACCUGCAGAACUUCCUGCGAUGUCAGAACAAUAAGACCAACUACAACCUGGUCUGUGAGACGCUUCAGUUCUUGGACAUCAUGUGUGGAAGCACUACGGGAGGUCUGGGUCUGCUGGGCCUCUACAUCAACGAGUCCAACGUCCACCUGAUCAUCCAGACCCUGGAGACCCUCACUGAGUACUGCCAGGGCCCCUGCCAGGAGAAUCAGACCUGCAUCGUCACCCAUGAGUCCAACGGCAUCGACAUCAUCACGGCUCUGAUCCUCAACGACAUCAGCCCGCUGUGUCGUUACAACAUGGAGAUGGUUCUGCAGCUGAAGGACAACGCCUCCAAGCUGCUGUUGGCGCUGAUGGAGAGUCGUCACGACAGCGAGAACGCAGAGAGGAUCCUGUUCAACCUCCGACCACGAGAACUGGUGGAGGUGAUCAAGAAGGCCUACAGCCAGGACAGUGAGUGUGAGGGGGUUGAGGUGUCCCCUCGGGAGGUCGGACACAACAUCUACAUCCUGGCCCAGCAGUUGGCGAGACACAACAAAGUCCUGCAGAACUUGCUGAAGUCCCUGAAGAAGAACAAGGAAGGAGACGAGGGCAUCUCCUCCAUGCUGAACCUGAACAACCGGCCUCUGUCCCAGAUGUUGAAGUCCAGCGCUCCAGCCACCGUGGCCGAGCAGGACCCACUGGAGUACUAUGACCAGCUGACUGCUCAGAUCGAGAUCGUGCGUGAAGAUCGCAGCAUGGAGCAGAUCGUGUUUCCGGUUCAUCCCAUCUGCGAGUUUCUGACCGAGGAGUCGAAGUUCCGCGUUUUCAACACCACGGAACAGGACGAGCAGGGGUCAAAGGUCACACACUUCUUUGAGCAGACGUCCUUCCUGCACGGAGAGAUGGAGUGGCAGAAGAAACUACGCAGUAUGCCUGUGCUGUACUGGUUCUCCAGGAGGAUGACUCUGUGGGGAACCAUCUCAUUCAACCUGGCCGUCUUCAUAAACCUGAUCAUCGCCUUCUUCUACCCGUAUGACUCAGGACAAGGUGCCAUCGAUGACUCCCUGCUGCUCAUGCUGUUCUGGAUCCUCACCGGUCUGUCGGUUCUGGCCUUGUUCUCCCAGCGGUACGGCCUCCAGCCUCUGACUCUGGCUCUGAUCCUCAGGUCCAUCUACCACUUCGGCAUCGGGAACACGCUCAUCCUGCUGGGCACGCUCAAUCUCAUUAAUAAGGUGGUGUUUGUGGUGAGCUUCGUGGGGAACAACGGGACGUUUAUUAUGGGAUAUAAAGCCAUGGUGAUGGACGUGGAGUUCCUCUAUCAUCUGGCCUACGUCCUGACCUCCACCCUGGGACUGUUCGUCCAUGAGCUGUUCUACAGCAUCCUGCUCUUCGACCUCAUCUAUCGGGAGGAGACUCUGUUCAACGUCAUUAAAAGUGUGACCAGGAACGGCCGCUCCAUCCUGCUGACGGCGCUGCUGGCGCUCAUCCUGGUCUACCUGUUCUCCAUCGUGGGUUUCCUGUGUCUGAAGGAGGACUUCAUCAUGGAGGUGGACCCACUGCCGCAGAUCGCUGCAGCUGCUCAGCCCAGCGAAGCCUCUCAAGAUUUCCUCAAGUCGUGUUCUGCAGACGGCGUCAGCUGCACUGCGGAGACCGACACCGUUACCGUCGGGAACGGGGACGAGGAGGAGCUGAACUCGGAGCGGGCCUGUGACACUCUGCUCAUGUGCAUCGUCACCGUGUUAAACCACGGUCUGAGGAACGGAGGAGGAGUCGGAGACGUUCUACGAAAACCCUCCAAGAACGAGCCGCUGUUUCCGGCCCGAGUCGUGUACGACCUGCUGUUCUACUUCAUCGUCAUCAUCAUCGUCCUCAACCUGAUCUUCGGCGUCAUCAUCGACACGUUCGCCGACCUGAGGAGCGAGAAACAGAAGAAAGAGGAGAUUCUGAAGACCACCUGCUUCAUAUGUGGUUUGGAGAGGGACAAGUUCGACAAUAAGACGGUGUCCUUCGAGGAACACAUCAAACUGGAACACAACAUCUGGAACUAUCUAUACUUCAUUGUCCUGGUCCGAGAGAAGAACAAGACGGACUACACGGGACCGGAGAGCUACGUGGCCCACAUGAUCAAGAACAAUAACCUGGACUGGUUUCCACGGAUGCAGGCCAUGUCUCUGGUGGUAACCGACGGCGACGGAGAGCAGAACGAGAUGAGGAUGUUACAGGACAAACUAACGUCCACCAUGAAAGUGGUGACCACGCUGACCGGUCAGCUGACAGAGCUGAAGGAGCAGAUGACGGAGCAGAGGAAGCGCAGGCAGAGGAUGGGCUUCGUCGACGUCCAGGCCGGAGCGAGUGCCGCCGGACCGCCCAGCGCCGCCGGAGGAAACCACCAGAUCUACAAGAGCUAGACUGAGCCAGAACCAGAACCAGCACUGAUCCAAGACCUGGCUUUAGUUUGGAUCAACGUUCACAGGGAAACAACAUCCCAUAAUAUCCUGUAUCUAUUUUUAAUGAGUCCUGCUGCUGUUACUGUAACCACUCUGUUCACAUCCAUCUGUCUGUUUUCUUUCUUUCUUUCUUUCUGUCUUUCUGUCUUUUCCUGGGACGUUCUUGAUGCCAAAAAAGAUAAAACAGGCAAAAAACUCAGAAUUAUUAAACUAUUAAACUAUUAUUUUCAUUUUAUAUAAAAACAAAAAUCAGAUUCAGUUUCAGCUGAAGCUGAACCAUCCUCUGACACCCCCCCCCCAAAAAAAAACAAAAAGAAAAAAACUGAAAAAAAAAAAAAAAAAACAACUCCAAAU